This is a messenger RNA of Cyphellophora attinorum, 4059 nucleotides long. Its product is annotated as putative helicase. The transcript has 3 exons. Gene Ontology annotation, cellular component: intracellular anatomical structure. Bases 1 to 4059 code for a protein of 1352 amino acids. NCBI's taxonomy places the organism in Eukaryota, Fungi, Ascomycota, Eurotiomycetes, Chaetothyriales, Cyphellophoraceae. The record is from RefSeq and is a predicted model, not a curated record. Gene Ontology annotation, molecular function: ATP binding; RNA binding.
AUGGCGCCAAAGAAGAAAAAGAAGGUCGCGAGCAACCCGGCGCGUGGUUUUACUACGACUUCACAGCCCUCGAAGGCCAGGACUAUAGAUCCUGACCUUGAUGUUGGCGCGAAAGCUACCUCCCAGACCGGUGCCGAGACCAGCACACCGGCCAGCGAGAGUCAGCAUCCCAUCGCCGCACAGAAUGGGCAAGGAAGCUCGUCGUCGAUCCAGGACAUCGUCGCCAGAUUGGAAACCGAUAGGCGACAAAGUCAGGCACAGUCCUAUGCCAUGCAUCCAUCAGACUGGCUCAAUGAAGACUGCUUGGCAUGGUCUCUGGCUCAAUUCGACAACAGUCCUGUUUACCGCGAGCGUGAAGCAUCGGAAAGCAACGGUGACGAGAAACUUCUCCUUGAUCUGUGGAUUCUGCAUCGCGUUCUUGCUGCCCUCAAGUUUCCAGAUAUCGGGAAGGCGAUCGGUCAUGUGAUGGGUGCAUCGGUCUCUCAGUCGGUUGGAGCUAACUCGGGCCUAGCUUACGGGCUUGAGGAAGCACUUGAUUGGUAUGCUUUCAAUUACAAACAAGCAGAAUUACCUUACUUUCAAGACCAGAGACCUCAGCCACGCGUUGUAGAUGUCCGUGGCGGCUUCCGUCGGCACUCUGUGAGCAGAGACCGAUCUCCGGGUGUACCCAACUCGUCAGCAGGUCCAAGAUCUGCUGAUGAAGCUGGCUCUCCCCAAGCAGAUGCCAUCUCGAGCGAGGGAUCGUCUGGCUCGGACGAUGACGACGAUGAUCCAUCACACCUCACGGACAGGUGGCUCAGGCUCAAGAGCCGCCUGUGGACUAAAGAGAACGAAGGACACGUAGGCAAGGUCAAGCACAACAGGGCUGUUCAAAAAUUGACACAGAAGAUUGCACAGAUCGAGCGAGAUAUCCUGUUCGACAUUUACGUUGCAGAGCCACAGUGGACUCUUGUUAAGGUGGGUCUUCAGAGAGAAGCCGCCACUGCACGAGCAACAGCAAACGUUGGGACGGGUUCCAAGUCGGUAGAAUCCGGCGUCGCGAAUGGCACUGGUUCGCCGUCAGUGGAGGACGAUGACGUUCUCGGUGAUGAGCACGGCCUGGGAGCCAUAUUUGAGGACCAGCAACCAAUACCGUCAGAGCCCGUCGAGACUGGACAUGUCCAGGUCCGUGACAUGGGCAAGUAUGCGGGUUUGACCCCUCAAAACCUGUUGAAGCAGGUGGCACAGUCGAUCGAUGCAAAGUCAGUGAUCAAGUACACGAGUCUUCACCAGACGACGCAUUCUGUCCGGCAUCUGCAGAUCGAGAUGAGGACGAUAGCUACAACUUCCGCUACAUCAUCCGCAGACUUUGUGUCAGCUUUGACGCUAUUCCUGUUGUCAAGCCUUCCAGAGCAAGAUGAGAAAGCAUUGAAGCGUCUGCCGAGUCCUUGGCCAACUCUCUUCGCCGAGUUGAAAGGUAGCCGUACGAGAUUGAGCCAGCAAGAUGAGAAAGAUACGCUUCGCCAGAUCCGCGAGAUCAUCCAGUCUGUCAGAGACACCAACGACGAUAACUCACAGCCCACGUUGUCGCAACUGCCCCACAGACCUGCUGCGCCUGCUCCGCGUCGACGCGAACGACCUCCGUUGCAAUGCCUGAAUCCAGAAGAGGCUCGAGGAGCUUGGACUGCUAGAGCGUCACGAGUCGCCUUCAAGAAAAUGCUCGAAGUCCGUGCCCAGCUGCCGAUCUACCGUCACAAAGAGACCAUACUGGACACGAUCGCCAACAACCCAGUAGUCGUCGUCUGCGCCGAGACAGGAAGUGGUAAAUCAACGCAAGCUGGUAGCUAUAUCCUCGAGCAACAGCUGAUGGCUGGCAACGACUGUCAUAUUCUGGUCACUCAGCCGAGGCGCAUCUCUGCCAUUUCUCUGGCUCGUCGGGUCUCUCAGGAGAUCGGAGAAGGUCGAGGAGAUCUUGGUACCUUGCGCUCACUCGUUGGGUAUGCCAUUCGCCUCGAGAGCAAGACGAGCGAAGCAACGAGGUUGACCUUCGCAACGACGGGUGUCUUGCUACGCAUGCUCGAGACCUCGCCAACGCUUGAGCAGUUGGACUAUCUCAUUCUCGACGAGGUCCACGAGCGGAGCAUGGAGAUGGACCUUGCAUUCAUCGCAUUACGGCAGCUGCAGCGUCUGCGUCCGAGCCUCAAAAUCAUCCUCAUGUCUGCCACGGUGAACGCCAAACAAUUCUCUGACUAUUUUGGUGGCGCACCCGUUCUGGACAUCGAGGGUCGGACAUAUCCUGUAACAAUACAAUACUUGGAAGAUGCAUUAGAAUGUACUAACAAGAUCAUAAGCAUGGGCGGGGAUCGAUCAAAUCACGUCGAGGAGGAUAUCGAUACAGAUGAGCACGAGACUAAGAAAAGCACCGAUCGAGACUCCUUGAAGGGCUACAGCAUCCAGACCAUUCGACGUCUGGCCGAGAUAGACGAGUACAAGAUCAACUACGACCUCAUUGUCCGGCUGGCCGUCGCCAUUGCCACAGAAAAUGCUUUCAUCAAGUUCAGCAAGGCCAUCCUCGUAUUCAUGCCAGGUAUUGCGGAGAUCAGGCGCCUGAACAGCGCGCUGCUCUCGCAUCCGACCUUCGCACAGAAGUGGGACAUCCAUAUGUUGCAUUCGUCUUUCUCAACUGAGGACCUGGAAGGCGCAUUCGUCAUACCUCCACCAGGACGCAGAAAGAUUGUUAUCGCGACCAACAUUGCAGAGACUGGCAUUACCAUCCCAGAUGUGACGGCUGUGAUCGAUACCUGCAAAGAGAAGAUCAUGAGAUUCGAUGAGCGACGCCAGCUCAGUCGGCUGACAGAAGGCUUCAUUGCUAAAAGCAGCGCCAAGCAACGACGCGGUCGCGCUGCUCGUGUCCAGGAAGGUCUUUGUUUUCAUCUGGUCACGAAGCAUCGUCACGACAACCUGUUCCUCGAGCAGCAGGUCCCAGAAAUGCUGAGAUUGAGCUUACAGGACUCAAUAAUGCGGAUCAAGGUGUGGGACGCAGACGCUGCUAUUGAGGAGACAUUGGCAGCAGCUAUCGACCCUCCGUCAAGCAAGAACGUUCACAGAGCCAUCGAGAGGCUCAAGGAGGCUGGAGCGCUUGAUAGAUCCGAGCGUUUGACGCCUCUUGGGGAGAAGGUAUCAGGUCUGCCGUUGGACGUCUCGCUUGCGAAGCUGGCGAUUUUCGGCACCAUAUUCGGAUGCCUCGAGCCCGUGUUGACCAUCAUCUCGUUGAUGACAUCCAAGAGUAUAUUCUCGGCAAAAGGUGAUGGCAAAGCCGCUUUUCUCCGGAGCGGAUCGGACCAAUUGAGUGCUCUGAAUGCAUUCGAAAGCUGGCAGCGAGCUUCAGCGGCGGGGCAGGGUCCUCAAUUUGCUCGCAAGCACCAUCUGGUAAAUCUUCCAGAGAUCGACGAAGGCAAAAUCCAGCUCCUUGUGUACCUUGUUGACGGCGGUGUCGUGGAAUUGAAUGAGGAGGAGAAGAGAAUGCUCAGCAACGCCCGAUCCAACAAUAGGCACCGCACGUCCUACUCCAUCCCAGACCGGUACAACACCAGCGUAAGCGACGAUCUGCUUCUCUCCCUGCUCGCAACAUCCCUCUAUCCCCGCGUUCUGGUCAGUGAAGGCAAAGGCUAUCGCAAUUGUUUCUCAAAUCAACAAGCUACACCAGCAAGCGGAUCUGUCAUUCGGGCAAUGCCAAAACCUCCUCAAUGGUUAUCCUUCUCAGAAGCCAUGAGAUUGAAGGCCGGAAACACAAUCGCGAUCCAGGAGGCGUCACGUAUCCCAGAAAUGGCACUGUCGUUGUUCUUGGGCUCCGACGUUGACAUCAAUCUGUUCAGUGGAGCUAUCGUCAUCGAUGGCCGCAUCCGCCUAUCUGUGGCUGACUGGAAGCAUUUACUUGCAAUCAAGAUUCUUCGGAAACAGCUUCGAGGCCUCCUGAGUCGACGUUAUCGAUCUGUAAGCCAAUCAAGCCCAGAAGAUGAAAACCUCAUCAAAAGACUAAGCAGCGCUGGAGUUUCGUCGAUGCAAGGACAUCAGGGGUGA